Molecule: messenger RNA, 453 nt
Organism: Trichechus manatus latirostris (Florida manatee)
Lineage: Eukaryota; Metazoa; Chordata; Mammalia; Sirenia; Trichechidae
Gene: TMEM207
Product: transmembrane protein 207
Exons: 4
Coding region: 1-453 (150 amino acids)
Source: RefSeq, a predicted model, not a curated record
AUGAGAGAAACCCACAUUGUCUCUAGGCACUGUUUAUAUGAAAGGGUUAGACUGGUGUUUGGACUGCAUUGUUCUAAACUUGUGUUUCAGCUGGUGCUCUCGGACCUACUAUGUGAAGAACAUGAAAUGUGCACAAAUUAUAACAGUCAACACCCUAAUGGUUGGUAUAUCUGGUUCCUGCUGCUGAUUUUCCUGGUGGUUCUUCUCUGUGGAACUGUGCUCUUCUGCCUCCAGUGCUGGCUGAAAAGAUCUCAAAUUGUUUCCCCGAGACAGACUGUGGCCGUUUUCUCUGUUGGAGACUUGGACGCUGUUUAUGGGACAGAAGCAGCUGGGAGUCCAACUAUUGGAAUUCACCUUCAAACUCAAAACCCUGAACUGCAUCCUGUUCCGUGUUUUGGUGCUCUAGGUCCCCCACCUCCAUAUGAAGAAAUUCUAAAAACAAGCCGAUUUUAG